CACUCACAGGAUUGUUUCACUCGUACACGUACAGGGAUAAGCAUUGCAGGGGUCCCCUUACUGAGCUCUAUGGAAGAUGCUGGGCAGAUGUAGGAAGCUGUCAUUUAACUCAUUAUGGAGAAAAGAGAGAUUUGACGAAGGCUGUGUAUUGCUCAGCAGCACUGCUGUGUAUCGGCGGAUCAUGGACAGCUCAGAUCAUUGCUGCGAAAGUGAGACCCCCAGUUAUGACCGCGAGGUGGAGCAUUAUGUGCGGAACAGGAGAUCCACCAAGAAAAGGGAAGAAUUUAUGAAAUCAGAAUCUGAGGAUUCAGGGGUUGAACUCCCACCACCUUCACCACUUGGAUCAGAAAGCAGUUACAGCGCAGAAGAACCCGAGAGCUUGGAGAACCCACAGGAACCAGAAAGUUUACAGAGCUUCACACAUGAGAAAGCAGAUGAUCUUCCUGAUUUCACUCCGGAUCAGACUGAUAUCCCCCAAGCCUGUGCCUCAGAGAAGCCAGAGAACUUUAAGGUGCUCACCCAUGGUGAAAUAGCAGAAUUAGAUGUGGAUGAGCAGCGAGAAACAGACACAUUCGACAUUCCCUGUAAGCUGGAACAGGCAGUCUUGAGAAGCCGGACUCGCAGGGUCAGGCACAAAGAUCUGCACCAGAACAGAGCGGGGAUACGUAGCCGACACUACCAUGGGUCAUUAAAGCAUACCCUCCAUAAUCGUGCCAGGAGCCCACCCCGGCCUGUCCAGGUCACAGAGAAAGAAGACCCUCUGUCUCUCCCUGGGGAGGGUCUCAGGUACCUAGAAAGCCUGUGCAACAUGAUGGAACAGAUAGCUGAGCUGCAACAGAGGAAUCGAGCGCUGGAGCGAGAGAAGAGAGAGGGAGAACACAGACUUCACCAUAGAAUGCCGAUAGACGCCUGUGCCUGUGGAAGCACUAUGUCUCUAAUAGCUCCAGCACCGGAUUCUACAGAUGGAGCAUUAACUGAAGAAAGACCCUGGGAGGUCAGACACUACCGGAAGAGAUCGAGCUCCCACACAGGAGUAUUAUGGGGUCUCGAGAGGAAUGCAGCCCGGCGUCUAGCCGCAGCAGAUAAAAGAGAUCCUCACUUUGUUAGUGUUCCAAACCUGCAGGAAGAAGCCAGACAAAAUAGCUCCCCGAACCUUAAGGCUGAGGUCUCCCAGUGGCAUCGGCUCAAAGACCUGGUCUCCAAACUGGCACAUAAAGCUGCGGGGUCGGGCACCACAUCUACUGGGAAGCAAAGCACGUGCAGAUCUCAAGUUCCUCUAGAUGGUUCCACUCAGCACCCUCAAAGACUAAUCUUUCCCGGACUGGUCAUCAGGCCCCGCAACCAAAGGGGACCCUUCCACUGAGCUGUGUCUUGUGGAGAUUAAACCCUCUGCCCAAAAUCAUACGGCACUUGCACUUCACAGCGAGAUUCUCUGAGGGGAACCAGGAUGGCACUACAAUGUUCUCAGAGAGGAUCCAGGAACAGCCCAUAAAAUUCAGAGGUAUCGUUAUGGUGCCUUGAGAAACCUGGACAGACCUGAAAUACUGGCACAGGAACCAGGACGCAGGUCUGUGCAAUAAAUGGAUGACUCAAUGGAGAACUCGUGGGGUUCUGAGAAACCAGGAAAGGCCCGUGGUGCUCAAGGAGGAACCAGGAAAUGGCUGCACAGGUCAGAGGAAUCCAUAAAGUAUGAUGAGAUCUGGGACAAGUCUCCAGUAUAGGGAAUACUAUAAAGGGUGCGCAGGAAGGAACUAGGCUGGUAUCCAAGAUGCACCAAGAUGGAUGGAGAAAAUGCAUUGCUGCUCUCCCAUGAACAGGACUAGCAGGAUCUCGGCGGCUCCAGGAAAGGAAAGUGAUGCCCUGGCUGUGGGUAUAGAAUGUGAGGGACAUGGAUUCAGCUAUUUACACCGGGAUAGGAAGACGGACACUGCCAAGAAAAGAGACAUAGGCAGAUGUUUGUGGCAGAAAUUUUGGUUAAUGCUGCUGCACAUACAAGGGACUCCAACUUGCUCCCAAUUACCAGCUCCCUGCAUCGAGGCAACUUAGCCGGCCAAUAGGAUGCAAGGAAAUACUUCCUGACAAACAUGGCUGAACUCAUGCUAUAGUAUAAAAAGUGUUAUUGGUUAUAUGGAAUGGCAAAAUGAUGUACACAGCCGUCAGUAUUGAAUAUUUUGUUACGUUUGUAUUUUUUGCUUAAAUAUAUUAUGCAUUGGUUUAAAUUAUAAUAAAUACUAUUUCUUUUAUCUGA
Xenopus tropicalis (tropical clawed frog) is the source of this 2248-nucleotide messenger RNA. NCBI's taxonomy places the organism in Eukaryota, Metazoa, Chordata, Amphibia, Anura, Pipidae. The record is from RefSeq and is a predicted model, not a curated record.